Fusarium subglutinans is the source of this 1965-nucleotide messenger RNA. RefSeq names its product heterokaryon incompatibility het-6. The record is from RefSeq and is a predicted model, not a curated record. Lineage: Eukaryota; Fungi; Ascomycota; Sordariomycetes; Hypocreales; Nectriaceae. The coding region runs from base 1 to 1965 and encodes 654 amino acids. The transcript has a single exon.
AUGAAUAAUCAUUUGCAGAGCCUAUACGCGAAAAACGUACUCGACAAGGAUGAUUCCUUUCGCUUGGUUUCUCUUCAACCAGGGCGUGAUAGUGCCCCGCUUACGCUCCGUCUUCUGAACACCAAUCUUAAUAAAACUCAACCUUACGAGGCAGUCUCCUACGUUUGGGGAGAUGUGAAAGAUCUUAUAGCAAUCAAUGUUUAUAGCGAUGAAGAUAUGGAAACUCAGGCACUUGUAUCGCAGAACUGCCACGCGGCCUUGAGUAAUUUCCGAGAUUCUGAAUCAUCUCGACUGCUCUGGAUCGAUUCAAUUUGCAUCGAUCAAGAGUCACCGAUUGAAAAGAACCAUCAGCUGGGCCUCAUGGCACGAAUUUAUAAGAAUGCUUCCCAAGUAUUGGUCUAUCUUGGACAUGGAACGCCUGAUAGCGAUGCAGCUCUAAGGUGCAUCCGCGAAAUUGAUGAACCAUCCAACGACGAUGGUUAUGAGACUGUGGAAGCUUCUGCAAUCAUUCAAGAGAACCAAAGUGCUGUAAGCAAUCUAUUCAAGAGGCCGUGGUUCUUUCGUGUUUGGGUCCUUCAAGAGAUCACCUUUGCGCAAAAGGCUAGUGUGAUCUGCGGUGACUACCAACUCAGUUGGGAAAGCUUCAAGACAUUUUUUCAUUGGAAUGUUAACGCGGGCUGGAUCCAAAGACUACCAUUCUCAGUUACAUACGCUGUUGCACCCACUCCGUAUGUAAUGCACGUUACAUACGGCGAAAGACUCUUGAAGAUAUUAGAAGACACGAGGACCUGCGGUGCUACUGAUAAGAGAGACAAGCUCUACGCUAUUCUACCUCUAUUAGAUCGACAUCAUGAAGAACUGAAGGAGGAGCUUGAAGAGUACAAGGAACGCUGGGACUAUAACGAGCAAGAGCUACAGGAACUGGCAAUUCGACAACGCCGUUUGAGUGUUCCAGUCGAUUAUAGUCACUCUGUGUCCCAGGUGUAUACUGAGCUUGCGAUCCUGUUGAUGGGUUCAGUCGGUCUUGACCUUCUUUCACAUGUAGUCAACGAAUCAACCAUACCGGGGUUACCAACAUGGGUCCCAGACUGGAGCGUCACAUCUCCCUACUGGGCUGCGACUCAGAAGCCCGCUCCAGGUAGGUACAAGCCGUUUGCAGGUUUUGUAAGUGGACCUACUCAGUAUGUAUGGGGCUGGAAGAUGCUGCAUCCUCAUCUUAUCGAUACAUGGACGACUUCCGGAUAUACUUCUGCCAACACCCAGCCGUCUAGACAGCUUCACGUCCAAGCUGUUAGCCUGGGUAAAAUUGAGAAACUAGGCGAUGUUUGUGACAUUGGCAAGAAUCGCUUCCCCGUGGUACAGUGGCAAAAGCUAGUACCAGACGAAUCGUAUCUCAAACACAGCAAAAUACCGGAAGAUAUAGCUGGAGAGGAUAUUUACCAGUGGCAUAACGGCCCAUUGUCUCUAUCAAAAUUUCUCAGAACUCUGACAUUCGACGACGUUGUUUACCCCGAGGUCGCCAAAGCGGCUAUCAGUCAUAUCAAACGGUAUAAUGGAGAGGUUCUUAAGGAUGAUGAAGGCGAAUGGAAGUGUUUUGGGGAACUGACUGAGAAUGACAGAGAAAGGAUACCACUUGUAGAAAUAUUUGAGGGAUCAGGGAGCUUUGAGAAACAAGCUAUGAGGAUCUUGAAGCGUUGCGAUGGGAAGAGACUGUGUAUCCUCAGUAACGGACGUAUUGGUCUUGCACCGGACAGGGCUCAAGUGGGUGAUGAGGCUGUUGUAGUUGAAGGUGCCAGUGUACCUUAUAUCUUGAGAAAGGUGUCAGCUUGUGGAACAGGAGAUGGUGCUUCUAAGCAAAUGUUUAACUUGGUGGGGAGCAGCUUUGUACUCGGUGUUAUGAACGGCGAGAUUUGGAACCAGGUAGACAAAGGCGAGGCACAGAGAGAAAGGAUUACUAUCAGAUGA